AUGAAUCAAAUAAAUUUGCAAACAUGGCUCAAAGAAAGUCUGAUAGUGGCAAAUUAUCAAUAUCUUGAUCGAGUUUUGAGAGACGUCGAGGAAACAAUGAUGCUCUAUAAAACACUUCUCCCAAAAUUUGAAUCAUACACAUACGAGACAGGCAACUGUCAACUGCUAGUAUGUCUAUAUGGCACGAUACCAAUAACAUAUCGUUCGAGUCCCUAUUACAUUCAGGUAGCAUUCUGGAUUCCAACGGAAUAUCCACACAGUCCACCGAUUGUGUUUGUAGUUCCAAUGUCGAAUAUGUUAAUUAAGACGGGAAAACACGUUGAUCCGAAUGGCAGAUGUAAUCAUCCUUAUUUGACAUGUUGGCAAUCAAGGAGUGAG
Molecule: messenger RNA, 378 nt
Organism: Ambispora leptoticha
Lineage: Eukaryota; Fungi; Glomeromycota; Glomeromycetes; Archaeosporales; Ambisporaceae
Source: the annotation of a GenBank genome assembly